AUGCGCGCAUCAACGCCACCGCUGUACCAGAGGCAGCCUGAGGGUUUGGCUCCUUCGUAUAACACGGGUCUGCCGCUUGCAAUGCCCGAUGUGCCGACAUUACGCAUCCCUCAGCACUUGAGUGCAACCAGCCACGCAAUGCCCCCAACAGCUGCGGCACAAGGAGAGUUUGUUAUGGCUGCAACUGCUCCUCGACUUGGCUCUCUAGAAACGAGCACCCGCGCAACGAAUCCCGCACCUUUCAUUACUCAAUUCCCCGCAGCACAGGCACCAAACCUGCAUGGGUACGUGAGCGCUUCCCCACGUACCUCUGGGACCGGAACGGAAACCUCGGCAAGUGAUUACUUUCGGUAUGCCGCAAACUUGAUGAGAAACACGUUACCUCCCCCAAUGACCGAACUAGCUGCACUUGAAGAGGAAGAAAAGUCGCUGAAGAGGGAGGAGGAGGAGCUUCGCCCCCAAAUUAUCGAGCUCGAGAGAAUGAGAGAGCAACUGGAAGAACAAACACAAAAGGUCGCUGUGGAGCUUAUGCAAAUGGUGGUACUAGAACAACAAUAUUACGUGGAACCCAUUGUGGACUACACGGCACAGAUUAAGAAUGCGGAGGUGCAGUGCGUUCAUCUCGCCAGCCGUGUGGAAGAGGCUAAACAUUCCCUCGAGGAGUUGCAGCGACAGCACCAAAGCUACGACGCAGUUAUGGAGGAAAAGGAGAGACUGAAAAAGGAGACAUGUGCCGUGCGGGAGAGGUUCGCCACUUUGGAGAAUCGUCGAAGGUUGUGCAUGCUUCAGUCGGAAGCGCUUUUUGAUGUGGAGUCACGGCGCGGGGAGGAGGCUGCGAGUCAAGCGGAGGAAACGGAAAAUCAAUUAAUGGAAAUGCGAAACAACGAGCCGCUUUUGGGGAUAAAACGGUCACGGCGGUCCUCGCGCUCCAUGUCUCGUGGAGUUAGCUUCGCGCAGAAGAGUAUUGUUCUUGACACCGGUUCCGAUGGAGACGAUGACGGUUAUGCCCGCAGUACCCGACAUACUGGUGACACGGUAUCAGGGUUAACACAGCGAGGGUCGUGGAACUCGGCAGGCGCUGAGGACGAGGAAAGUGAGCAGGAUUGCGAUCGCGACGACAUAUGUGGGAUUUCUGGGCAAAGCGUGAGGUAUUCUUUAAACGACACCAAGCGUGUGCAACUAGUGGUGCCUGCCGUGUGA
This is a messenger RNA of Trypanosoma brucei brucei TREU927, 1200 nucleotides long. RefSeq lists its product as hypothetical. The transcript has a single exon. Lineage: Eukaryota; Euglenozoa; Kinetoplastea; Trypanosomatida; Trypanosomatidae. Bases 1 to 1200 code for a protein of 399 amino acids. The record is from RefSeq and is a predicted model, not a curated record.